GGGGUGGUUGAGCGUUUCGGGUGCGUUUCGUCUGGUCUGUUGUCUGCGCAAGGCAUUUGCUGCGGCCGUACAGUGCAGCGCUUGGGCCCUUAGAGGCUAGCGCGACGGCCUUAGAGAAACGCUUUUCGGGGUUACACACGGCGCGUACCGGCGUACGGGGCGAAAAACCGCGGUGCGCGUCGCUUGAGGCCCACUGUUAAAACAACGACUCUGAGGCGAAACCGCGCCGACGCCGCGCACUGCGCAGUGGGCGCGCCGCCCAGCGUGACGGCGCCGCCGGCGCCGCACUCUGCGGCCGCGCUGCGCGCCCGAGAGAACCCUGCCGCAGCCCUCGCGACCGCUACCUCACCGCAGGCGACAGCCAAAAAGCAAGAAAGAUGCCGCUCUCCGUAAACACGCACGAGAGCGCCGCCCUCUACCAGAGCAUGGCGGCGAACCUACGCAAGGCGCACGGCACGAUGCGCGAGGUCCUCGAGGCGCCGGACCGCGCCGCCACGCUCCCCGGCGAGGCGCCGGACCGCGCGGCGACGCUGCCGAAGCCCUCGACGAAGGUCACGUUCGCCUCUGCGCCCGACAAGGAGAACGCGUCGCCGGCCUACCAGCCGCGCAAGGCCUCGCCGCCGCCCGCGCGCGCCGCCGCCGCGACGCCGACGACGGUAGCGUCCUUCGGCGAGGAAGGCGCCGACGCGACGCCCGACGCGCCGCCGAAGAAGACGACGCCCAAGCCAGCGCCGGCCGCGAAGGCGCCGGUCGCCGCGAAGCCGGAGAAGCCGGCGGAGCCGACCAAACCACAGCAGCCGCCGGCCGCGUGGGCCGCGGCCCUCGCCAAGAAGAAGGCGCCUCCAUCAAAGAAGAACGCGAAGGCCGCGCCGGCGCCGACCGUCUACCGCAGCGGCUGGAGCGAGAGCCAGGGCAGCGACGCGCACCGCGCCGCGGGCGGCACGCAGGCGCACGGCUUCGGCGGCUCGCCCUACGCGGCCGACCCGCUGCGCUUCCUGCCCAAGGCCGCCGCCGCGCCGGCGGCGCCCCAGCGCGUCGGCAAGUUCAAAUGGCCGCCGUCGCCGGAGAAGCCCUCACCACCGAAGGCCGCUCCCCAAACACCCGGCUUCGACGAGACGGCGCCCGACGUGUCGCCCGAGUUCAAGGCCAGGAAGGCGCCGGCCGCCGCGCCGGCGAGCGUCUACCGGUCGGGCUGGAGCGCGGCGCUGCCCGCGGCGGCGCCGCGCGAGGGCCCCGCGGCGUGCGCGAGCCCCGGGCCCGGGACGCCCUCUGCUAAUUCGCUCGAGGCGGCCGAGCCCCUCGAGGCGGCCAUGGACUCGAUCUCGCCGCUGACGGACGAGGCCCGGAGCCUCGCGGAGGGCGUCGCCGCAGCGUCGCCGGCCGUCGAGUCGCCGGCCGACGCGGGCGCCGUCUACCCGGAGUCGCCCGCGGACCCGGGGGCCGUCUUCCCGGCGUCGCCGGCGGAGGACGACGGCGUUGUUGACGAGGGAGAAGAAGAGGACGAGGUCGACGAGCUCGAGGCCGAGAAGACGUGGCCGUCGAGCGACGGGUCCAAGGCGGCCGACGAGCCGCCGGCGCCGGAGGCGGCCUGGGCGCGCGUCGCGCGGCGCCGGUCGUGCGCGCGGCGCGCGUCCGUCGAGCACGGGCGGUCGCCUCGCGCCGCCCCGGCGCCCGGCGCGGGCUGGGCCGGGGCCUGGGACGUGCUGCGCGACGCGUUGGAGCGGGGCGCGUCCGUCGGUGCCGCGGCUGAGUCGCUCGCGGCCGAGUCGUCCGUGGCUGAGCGGAAAUCAAAUUUCGGGCGCCCCACGCCAUCGACGCGACGCGCUUCCACACAGGUCCGUGGUCCUCUCCGACGCGCAAAAAGAAGAUUUUUGCGACCUCAUGGCCGCGCGGGACUUCGGGUCCUGCGACGAGCACCCCGAGGACUUUCCUUCUCGUGAACUGGCGGUCGAGUUCGUCGAGGACGUCAAGGCCAAGGCCAAGAUAUCGGACGGCGUCGCGGCGCGCGAGUCGGGCGGCUCGACGGACCUGUCGGGCCUGUUCGCGUCGGUCGACGAGCUCGGCCCCGACCUCCAGACGGCGCUGGCCGCGGCCACGGAGGUCCCGUCGGAGGAGGUCGCGGAGGCGCCCACCAAGAAGCCCUCGGCGCGGAGUUUGAGAAGGGCCGUCGUCGCAGCGAUCCGCACCGUGGCCGCCGAGCAUCUCGCGCCGCGCGUCGUUUCCUACGACGAGGCGACGGGUCUCUACGGCGUCGACUGCCGCAUUACUGUGGAAGACGGUUCCGUCGUGCGCAUGGCCGUCGAGCGCGACUUCACGGAUUUCGUGCGGUGCCGCGCCGGGCUCGUCGAGAAGCUCGCGACGACGGCGCACGGCCGCACGCUCGUGGGCAAGUUGAACAAGGUCCCGAAGAAGCGCGUCCGGUCGCUCCUGAAGGCCAAGGCGCGCGACGCCGUCCAGGGCGGCGGCGCGGGCGAGACCAAGUGGCAGAGGAAGCAGCGGCCGCGGCUCCAGCGCUGGCUCGACUCCGCGGUGAUUGUCGUGCGGGACUGCAAGCGGGCGGAGCGCUACGCGACGCAGCCCUUCGGAGCGGGCGACGCGGAGGACAUCGCGUUGGAGACCGAGGUGCGUCGGGCGUCCGAUAAUUCUUCACAAAGUCAUUGAUCGGCGACAAAGCGGCCCCGCGACUGAAUCGAGCACUGAGGGACCCGGACCGUCACGCCGUCGAGCAGGCGUCGCGUCGAGCCUCGCCAUCGACGCGACGAUUCAGCGCGCGCCGUGAAGUUUGAUAUCUACACAGGACUACUUCAAGUGCUUCCUCCUGCAGGGCGCGGUGUACCGGGGCCUGGACGCGAUCGACCCCAUCAUCGACGUCAACGAGCUCUAGAAGGGGGCCGGCCUCUAUCGGGCGACGACCAAGCGCCGCCUUCCUUACUCUAAGAAUCAUGCUACGUGUG
Pelagomonas calceolata is the source of this 2954-nucleotide messenger RNA. Lineage: Eukaryota; Pelagophyceae; Pelagomonadales; Pelagomonadaceae. The record is from the annotation of a GenBank genome assembly.